This is a messenger RNA of Anopheles funestus (African malaria mosquito), 2576 nucleotides long. RefSeq lists its product as uncharacterized. The transcript is spliced from 2 exons. Lineage: Eukaryota; Metazoa; Arthropoda; Insecta; Diptera; Culicidae. The coding region runs from base 123 to 1901 and encodes 592 amino acids. The record is from RefSeq and is a predicted model, not a curated record.
UUACAGUUUCUUAGAGAAAUUGACGGGGACAGAAGCUCUAAGAUACUGGGCAAUUUUGGGAAACCUGCCACGAUCGUCACUUAAUAUGCUUCUGGCGAUCUUAAGGCAUCAUUUCAACAUUGAUGUUCCGAAAGAUUCGCGGACAUUCCUCAAAACCCACACCCAGACUGGUUUGGAAAUUCAACCGCUCGCGGGUGGACAAUUCUGGUAUCAAGGGAUUGAGACGGUCCUACAACAACAUUUUCGGUAAGUAUUUCAUGCAUAAAUUGUACAAUUUGUUUGCAUAUGUUGCAACUAACUGGUACCUCUUUGCUUUUUAUUACAGAAAUGUCAUUCCCGAAGAAGACCUUUUUACGGUUCAAGUGUCUAUCGACGGGCUUCCACUCUUCAGAAGUUCAAAACGGCAACUGUGGCCGAUACUGAUAAGGGUGGAAGAAUUGCGAGAGGCUCCGGUGAUGCUUGUCGGAUACUAUAGUGGACUGGAAAAACCGGAGCUGGUGGAAGAAUAUUUUCGGCCACUAGUGUUGGAGAUCAAUGAUCUUCAACAAAGAGGCUUGCAGUUCGGCAACAAGGUAGUGCGUUUCGCUUUAAGCAUAUUUGUUGCCGAUUCUCCAGCGCGAGCAUUUGCUAAAGCAACUGCAAACUUUAAUGCAAAGCAUGGGUGUUUACAGUGUUCCAUUGUUGGGGAAUACAUCAAACCGGAACGCAACGUUAUAUUUGAUUCCGUGAAUGCCGAGUUGCGUACGGACGCCGGCUUCAGACAACGAGUGGACAAAGAUCAUCAUAAAGAAUGGAGGACACCAAUCGAAGAUGUGGACAAUUUUGAUAUGAUACGCGGUUUCGUUGUUGCCGACCGCGUUCACCUGAUUGAUUUGGGGUGUACCAGAUUAUUUGUCCAAGGGUUUUUAAAACGCAAAUUUAAAAAUUUUCGUAAAUGGUCACCCCAGCAGAAGGAAGCUAUAUCUAAAUUUAUGGUGCAGAUUCGGCUUCGUUCGGAAGUGAACCGUCCUGUACGGUCUUUCCUACACGUCCGUUUUUGGAAGGCAACCGAAUACCGGUCCUUCCUUCAUUAUGUUAGUGUUGUGGUCUGGAGGGAUUUUUUUACAUAUCAGCAAUACAAUCACUUCUUGUGCUACUACUGCGGUGUGACGAUUUUUUCGUCCUCGGCACACCAGCGAUUAUGGCCUCUUGCUGAAAAGCUCCUUACACAUUUUGUGAAGGAGUUUCGCAAGUAUUACGGUCGAGCCUAUCUAACUAGCAAUGUCCACAAUUUGAUACACGUGGCAGGAGAUGUUGCAAAUUGUGGACCGCUUGAUAAUUUUUCCACAUAUGCGUUUGAAAAUUAUCUUCAGAUAGUCAAGCGAUAUGUGAAAUCGGGAACACGAGUGGCAGCACAGGUGGCAGCCCGCAUGCAAGAAAUUGCUUCUAUUGAAGUGGCUGCCAAUCGUACUGUUCUUACUUACCCACGGUUGAAGGAAAAUGGUGCUGGCCUACUAGUAGCCGCCGAUUUUAUCCUGCUGCCGAAUUUCAAAGAUCAAUGGUUCUUAACCAAAGAUCAUGGCAUUGUGAAGUUUUUGGAAGUAAAGAAAUUGGAUUCUUUACUUUACGUUAUAACUGGAAUCCAGUACGAGUACUGCACGGAGUUGUUUAGUUUGUCAGUAGACGAUCCAGCUAUCCAACUGUCGUCUACUGACUUAAACAUUUAUAAAAUUAAAGAAUCUUCUCCGCGCAGGAAGGUGGAAGUACCGCAUUAUAUGAUAUUUUGUAAACUUGUAUCGUACUAUCUACCUCCUUCCUCUCUUGCCCUACGACCUCCCAAUCCUCCUUUAGAAUCUUAUACUAUCGUUUUGUUUCCUCUUCUGCACACUUUUCAAAUUGACACAGACUUCCGCUUCAACUAAUAUUUUUCAUCUAACCUUCCACUAAUACUUUUAUGUUCCAGCAAUAUACUGUACUUCCAUCACUCUACUGGAUCUUUGUUGCCCGAUUCAUGGUAGGACGACCGUUUUUACCGCUUUGUGCGUUGUAAAGCUCACAGUGGUCAUUUAGGUUAAGAAUAUUUAUAACAUGGGUAGUUCAGUGGUCGUAUGAUACAUCAUAUGAUGUAUGAUGUGUUUAUGAAUGGGAGGGAAAAUGACCACCGUUGAUACAAAGCUUUACGUUUGCCAUGCGGGACCCCAUGCUUUUAAAUGCUCGCAUUUCCGCAAGCCUUUGACUGGUGAGCCGCUGCGUCCUCAAGAUCACUUGGGUUGGUAUAGGUUUGAUUAGGGUUCAUAGGUUGGGUUGAGUUGGUAUAGAUUUGGUUUCUUGGUUUGGUACAUUAUUAAUUUCAUUUAUUUUAUAAUAACAAACUCACAGACUAACACAUAACUAACACGUGUAAUUCUAAUCAAAAGAAAUGAUAAUGAAGUUAGUUAACUUAAAAUUUUUGAUAAUGUUAAUGAUGAUUAAAAUUAGUUAAAAAAAUUGCAUAACGGUAACGCAUAUAUUAAGACACGCGCGCGUAAAAGUGAGUUAAUAAUUGUAUUACUCACUCGUAGAUAUUGUUUUUGAUUUAUUCCGAUUCUUCUCAAUAU